CACAUGAUGCGAAAUCACAUGACAGUAAUAAGACGCUUUAACGUUCUCUGUGCUUUGCUUUGAUUUUACGAGUUUCUCCUUAGAAUGGCAGGCCAGUCGUGUCUUUUUGCGCUUAGCCUCACUGUUCUCUGUGGGGGAAUUGUUGCUCGGGCUUUCGGACAAUCUGCGUGGCAGCAAAGGAGAUCCGCUUUCACAAUAGACCCCGAGCCUCAGUUCAUUGAAAAGUAUUUUCCCCAAGUUCUGGACCACUUCAACUACAACAGCCUGGGCAACGGCACGUUUGCUCAGCGUUACCUCAUCACAGAUCAGUACUGGAGGAAGAACUAUGGACCAAUUUUUUUCUACACUGGCAAUGAAGGAGACAUAUGGGACUUUGCUCUGAACACUGGAUUCCUCACAGAAUUGGCAGCUGUGCAGGGCGCAUUGGUCAUUUUUGCUGAGCAUAGAUUUUAUGGGAAAUCUUUGCCUUUUGGGCAAGAAUCCUUUAACAUCCCACAGAUAGGGCUCUUGACUGUGGAGCAGGCCCUGGCUGACUAUGCCGUCAUGGUAACAGAGCUGAAGAAGGAAUUGGGUGCUCAAAAGUGCCCUGUUAUCGUAUUUGGAGGAAGCUAUGGUGGCAUGUUGAGCGUCUACAUGAGAAUAAGGUACCCUAACAUUGUUGCUGGGGCAUUAGCCGCCAGUGCUCCCAUCUUGUCCACGGCAGGAAUGGGUGACACCAGGCAGUUUUUCUGGGAUGUCACGGCGGAUUAUGAGAAUUAUAACCCAGCCUGUAAAGAUACAGUGAGAGAGGCAUUUCAGAAGCUGCAGACAUUGGCAGAGCAAGAAGACUACACACACAUCCAAUCAGCGUUUUCCCUGUGUAAGACUCCCUCCUCCCCUAAAGACAUCCACCAGCUGAAUGGCUUCCUGCGCAACGCCUUCACCUUACUGGCCAUGUUGGACUACCCGUAUAGCACUACCUUCAUUACUGCGCUGCCUGCGUUCCCUGUUAAGGUGGUGUGCGAUACCCUGUUGAAUGGAACUGAUGUGCUUUCAGCUCUUAGAGAUGCUGUCGGUAUUGUUUAUAACGCUACAGGGGAGCAGACCUGUUAUAACCUCUACUCGCUCUACGUGGAGUGUGCAGAUCCUACUGGCUGUGGCCUUGGUCUUAACAGCUUGGCCUGGGACUAUCAGGCCUGCACAGAGAUUGAGAUGUGCUUCGAGAGCAACAACGUGACUGACAUGUUCCCACCCAUGCCCUUUACCCAGAGAAUGAGGGAGGAUUACUGCGCAAAGCGUUGGGCGGUGGUGCCGCGCCCAGGCUGGCUCAGAACCCAGUACUGGGGGGAUGCUCUUUUAACAGCUAGCAAUAUCAUCUUCUCAAAUGGCGAUUUGGAUCCGUGGGCGAAUGGAGGGAUCAGGAAGUCACUAAGUCCAUCUUUGAUUGCCAUUAACAUUCCAGAGGGAGCUCAUCAUCUGGACCUAAGGGCAUCCAAUACAGCGGACCCUUCCUCUGUGGUUAAGGCGCGGCAGAGAGAGGCGGAACUCAUUGCACAGUGGGUGAAAACAUCCAGGGAAAAGAUGUUCUGAAUGUUUUGUAUCACUUGUGCUUUUAAGACACCCACUUCCCCCUCCCUGAGAAUUUUGCACAAAAAACGCACAACAGCUUUGAGAAAUAGGCUUUUAUUGACAAAAGGUUCUUUUUUUUACAAGCUCAUGAUUACACACUUUCCAGUUUCAGUUCCAGAAGUUAGCCUCGCUAGAGUCCCAAAUCGCCAGCUUAGGCACUUGCCUCCCUUAAUUAGCAAUACGCUCACCAUUAACAAGCCAUAAUGGCUGCGCCAAGGACCCCAAUAUGUUUUCCUAAAAAAUCUUUAAAAUUACAAUACAUCUUUGGUCAGUGAUUAAGAUUUGUCAAUAUCCAUUAGGUUUAAGAAAAUCAACACACCACUGGGGUGUGGUGGAAAAAUAAAACGGAUGAAAAGCCCUUUGUUUUAAAUGGGAGACAAAUGUUUGCUUUAUUAUAAUUUAAAAAAAAAAAAAAAA
Molecule: messenger RNA, 2025 nt
Organism: Electrophorus electricus (electric eel)
Lineage: Eukaryota; Metazoa; Chordata; Actinopteri; Gymnotiformes; Gymnotidae
Gene: dpp7
Product: dipeptidyl-peptidase 7
Biological process (GO): proteolysis
Cellular component (GO): vesicle
Molecular function (GO): dipeptidyl-peptidase activity; serine-type exopeptidase activity
Source: RefSeq, a predicted model, not a curated record